AGCUCAACAGCUAUCUCUACCUGGACACCAGCCUGAAGACGGAGCAUCAGCGCGCCCGCCUCGUGAGCCCCACGGUGGCAGCGAAAACCGGGCCCCUCUGCCUUGUCUUCUCCUACCAGCUAUGGGGCGAGGCCCAGGGCCACCUGAAGGUCCUGCUGCGGGACGCCCACAAUGAGGAGACCCUGGUCUGGACCCUGACGGACGAUCAGGGCCCUGUGUGGAAGGAGGGCCGCGCAGCCCUGCCUAGCUCUCCUAAAGACUUCCAGGUUGUGAUGGAGGGUUUCUUUGUGCACGGCACCAGAGGACACAUCUGGAUAGACAACAUCCACAUGAGCUCCAGCACCCCCCAUAAAGAGUGUUCACACUCGUCUAAAAUAACGUAA
This is a messenger RNA of Paralichthys olivaceus (Japanese flounder), 383 nucleotides long. The record is from RefSeq and is a predicted model, not a curated record. NCBI's taxonomy places the organism in Eukaryota, Metazoa, Chordata, Actinopteri, Pleuronectiformes, Paralichthyidae.